AAAGGACAGGAAGCCGGGAAGUAAACAUUGAGGGAUUGGCUUUAUUUCUGUCGGAUAGUUUUGGGGUCGGCUGCGGAGGGACUGAGUAAGAAAAUAUUCGUAGAAUUUGCAGACGAGGAAGAGUUGGGUAACUUCAGAAAGUGGAUCAAAGGCUCCUAAUGAUUAGAUAUUCUCACGGGAGUGAUGAACGUCAGGUAGAGGAGGGGACGAGAACCAGGGACGGAGGAGGAAGCCGCUGUUCUAGGGCACAGGAAUGAACACUGCGCCUUCAGGGAAAGUCGGAAUAACUGUAAGAGUGUCCGGUUUGUCGCGGUUGUUUUAAGUACUCCUCGGACAUCUCGAGCUAUCCCUAGACUGCAAGUGGGAAAAGACGCUUCCAGGACUCAAGGGGAAGCCAGGUAACUAUGUCAGCUGCAGUUGUAGAUGCAGUUAAUGCUGCCCCCCCAUCAGGGUCUAAAGAAAUGAGUUUGGAGGAACCAAAGAAAAUGACCAGAGAGGACUGGAGAAAGAAGAAGGAGCUAGAAGAACAGCGAAAAUUGGGCAAUGCUCCUGCAGAAGUUGAUGAAGAAGGAAAAGACAUCAACCCUCAUAUUCCUCAGUAUAUUUCUUCAGUGCCAUGGUAUAUUGAUCCAUCAAAAAGACCUACUUUAAAGCACCAGAGACCACAACCAGAGAAACAAAGGCAGUACAGCUCAUCUGGAGAAUGGUACAAGAGGGGCGUAAAAGAGAAUUCCAUAAUCACAAAGUACCGCAAAGGAGCAUGUGAAAAUUGUGGGGCCAUGACACACAAAAAGAAAGACUGCUUUGAGAGACCUAGGCGAGUUGGAGCCAAAUUUACAGGUACUAAUAUAGCUCCAGAUGAACAUGUCCAACCUCAACUGAUGUUUGACUAUGAUGGGAAGAGGGAUCGGUGGAAUGGCUACAAUCCAGAGGAACACAUGAAAAUUGUAGAAGAAUAUGCCAAAGUGGAUCUGGCAAAACGAACAUUGAAAGCCCAGAAACUCCAAGAAGAAUUAGCCUCAGGAAAAUUAGUAGAACAGGCUAGUUCUCCAAAACACCAGUGGGGAGAAGAGGAACCAAAUUCUCAGACGGUAGAAAAAGAUCAUAAUAGUGAAGAUGAGGAUGAAGAUAAAUAUGCAGAUGAUAUUGACAUGCCUGGACAGAAUUUUGACUCUAAGAGACGAAUUACUGUACGGAAUCUUAGGAUUCGAGAAGAUAUUGCAAAAUACUUAAGGAAUUUAGAUCCAAAUUCUGCCUAUUAUGAUCCAAAAACUAGAGCGAUGAGAGAGAAUCCUUAUGCCAAUGCUGGAAAGAAUCCAGAUGAAGUGAGUUAUGCGGGAGAUAACUUCGUUAGGUACACAGGAGACACGAUUUCAAUGGCUCAGACACAGUUGUUUGCUUGGGAAGCCUAUGACAAGGGAUCUGAAGUGCAUCUACAGGCAGAUCCUACAAAGCUAGAGCUGUUGUAUAAGUCCUUCAAAGUAAAAAAAGAAGACUUCAAAGAACAGCAGAAGGAAAGCAUCCUGGAAAAGUAUGGUGGCCAAGAACAUUUGGAUGCCCCUCCACCUGAGUUGCUUUUAGCCCAGACUGAAGACUACGUGGAAUACUCAAGGCAUGGGACAGUCAUCAAAGGACAGGAGCGGGCUGUUGCCUGCUCUAAGUAUGAGGAGGAUGUGAAGAUAAACAAUCACACACAUAUCUGGGGAUCUUACUGGAAAGAAGGCCGAUGGGGAUACAAAUGCUGUCACUCUUUUUUCAAGUAUUCCUAUUGCACUGGAGAAGCUGGGAAGGAGAUUAUUAAUUCAGAGGAAAGUAUUAUAAAUGACAUAACUGGGGAAGAAUCUAUAAAAAAGCCUCAAACCCUCAUGGAGCUGCAUCAGGAAAAACUAAAAGAGGAGAAAAAGAAGAAGAAAAAGAAAAAGAGGAAGCAUCGAAAGAGCAAUUCAGAUAGUGAUGAUGAAGAAAAGAAACAUGAAAAAUUGAAGAAGGCGCUGAAUGCAGAGGAGGCCCGUCUUCUUCACGUCAAGGAGAUCAUGCAGAUUGAUGAGAGGAAGCGGCCUUACAAUAGCAUAUAUGAAACGCGGGAACCCACGGAAGAAGAAAUGGAGGCCUAUAGAAUGAAACGUCAGAGGCCAGAUGACCCCAUGGCCUCUUUCCUUGGACAGUAGUUACUAGUCAUAGAAGAUCAUCACCCAAGAUAGAUGCAACUAAUACGUUCUUUUUGGCUUCUUGCUGAUGAUUGCAGAUAGAAAAGUCCUUGUCUACUCUUCUUGCUGCCUAACUUCAAUAAAUCUUUCAGAAAUCUCAUAGUAAA
Lemur catta (Ring-tailed lemur) is the source of this 2314-nucleotide messenger RNA. RefSeq names its product SLU7 homolog, splicing factor (gene SLU7). Gene Ontology annotation, biological process: mRNA splicing, via spliceosome. Bases 405 to 2168 code for a protein of 587 amino acids. The record is from RefSeq and is a predicted model, not a curated record. The transcript is spliced from 16 exons. Gene Ontology annotation, cellular component: spliceosomal complex. NCBI's taxonomy places the organism in Eukaryota, Metazoa, Chordata, Mammalia, Primates, Lemuridae. Gene Ontology annotation, molecular function: pre-mRNA 3'-splice site binding.